This is a messenger RNA of Closterium sp. Naga37s-1, 1176 nucleotides long. Lineage: Eukaryota; Viridiplantae; Streptophyta; Zygnematophyceae; Desmidiales; Closteriaceae. The record is from the annotation of a GenBank genome assembly.
AUGAAUAGCAUCGGUCAGUUGGAUGCAGUGACAUUGAGGAAAGAGCGAAAUGCUUCUCGUCAUCCCCGUCUCCUCUCCCCCUCCCUUUCUCCCUCCCCACCCCCUCCCUCCCUCUCCCCCCCACCCAACCUCCUUCCCCCCUCGCCCUCCCCCUCCUUCCUAUGGCUGUUGCGCUUUCGCUCGCCCUCGCCCAAGCAGGGCGCGGUGAUUGUGGACGAGCCAAUCAUAGUGGAGGUGGCGGAGGGGUACGAAGCCCCUCAGAGAGCCUCCCACGUGGCACAGGAGGUGCAGCGGGCUGUAUCCGCGCAGUCUCCUGCCAGUUCAUUAAGUUCUAGCUUCACAGCCCCCGACAUGAAGUCUGCAGAGGGGGUAGUGGCUUCCCUUCUCGCCUCAGGCUACAUUCUAGGGAAGGACGCAGCAAGCAAGGCCAAGGACUUUGACAACAAGCAUGAGUUCACCCGUACAGCCUCUAUCCAGGUCGCUGCUCUGAAAGAACGGACGGUCGAAACUGCUGCCACACUCGACAAGAAAUACGCCAUCUCGCAAAAGUUUUCCGAGACCAAGGAGACGGUGGCACGCUCCUGGACGACGGUCGACGAGCAGUACAAAGUUUCGCAAACUGCCCGGGGGGCAGCGGCUGUAGCGGAAGCCUCGAUUUCCGAAGCCGGGCAGUAUCUGAUGAAGAACCAGUAUGUGGCUACCAGUGCCAGCUGGUUAGCUGGGGCGUUUGGGAAACUCGGCGAGAUUGUGGGAGAGGUGAAGCAGCAGACCCUGCAGAAGGUGCAUCAAGCAGAGGAGGAGCGUGGGGAGGUCCCAACCGUUUCUCUCGGUGAUGGUUCAGCCUCUGCUCCUGGCGGUUACAGUGUUGUCUCGGAUGCUGGUUUCGAUGAUGAUACACCUGGUCCUGCUGCUGGUGCUGCUGCCAGUGGCACAGGCUCAGGUGGUGGUGCAGGGCUGUCAUCUUCUGGGGCGUUGGAGGACCACGGCCCUCCUCUCUUUGCAUCAUCUGAUGCUGCUGCUGCUCCCGCUGCUGCUCCCGCUCCUGCGCCUGCCCCCACACCUGCUCCUGCCGGGUCUCUCAUGGAUGAUGUGUUCUCGCCUGGCCCUGCUGCUGCUGCUCCAGCUGUGUCUGCAUCGCCAGCAAAACUCCGAACAGAGGAGCCUCCCCUGUUUUAA